GGGUUCAACGCGGUGUUGCACAGACGGAACGAGGCGAAGAUGCAGCAGGUCGUGCGCGAGCUGCGCGCACAGGGUAAGGGCAAGGCGGGCGAGAGGGACAUCCGGUACUUUUUCGCGGACGCGGCGAAGGCGGGGCACGACUUCGCGAAGCUCGUCGAGCCGUUCGGGGCUCUGCACGUCACCAUCGUCGUGCACAACGUCGGCGGGUCGGACCUGUCCGCUGCUAGGAUCGACGGGCGCAGCGAGGACUACAUCCUGGGUGUCGUGAACAAGAACUCAUUCUUCUCCCUCUUCCUCACGCGCGCGCUCCUUCCGCAGCUGCGGCGCGCGGCGCAGUCCGGGCCCGUGCAGGUGUUCUUCGUCGGCUCGCUCGCAGGGGACAUCGCCCCAGUGCGGCUGCCUAUCUACGCCGCGUCGAAGGGGUUCCUGGAGUCGCUCGCGCGCGGGCUGGACAACGAUGAGCAGUUCCUCGGGGUGGACGACCGGCCGACGGGCGUGCGCUUCGGGUACCUCUCGGUGGGCGCGGUGCACUCGGACAACCACGACGCGCCGAUGCCGCCUAGUUUGACGACGCCGACGUCUGCGCGGUUUGCGCGCGCGCUCGUGGACGCGAUGGGGUGUGGGCGGCGAAGGGUCGCGCCGUAUUGGAUGCACGCCGUGCUGUCUUGGCUGGUGGAGCUGGGCCCGGAGAGCGUUGCGGACGCGGCUAGCGCGCAGGAGAUGCGGGGGCUGAUCGCGAGGGCGGAGAAGGACAGGUGAGAUGGGGGCCGGGUGCGUCGUUAUG
Molecule: messenger RNA, 784 nt
Organism: Dichomitus squalens LYAD-421 SS1
Lineage: Eukaryota; Fungi; Basidiomycota; Agaricomycetes; Polyporales; Polyporaceae
Product: NAD(P)-binding protein
Exons: 2
Cellular component (GO): endoplasmic reticulum
Molecular function (GO): oxidoreductase activity
Source: RefSeq, a predicted model, not a curated record